ACAUUCUUCUCCUCGGGUCAAUUCCCCACCGGUUUCUGCAAUUCAGCGACCCGCCAAAACCCUAACAGUAGAUGAAUCUCAAAUUCAAACCCUAUCUCAAUUCAAUAUGAUCGCUUACAUUUCCUAUGCUGACCCACCUUCCAUGGCCGCCUUUACCACCAGCUCCACUUUCUCACCUCCUCCGUCCGGCGGCGGCGGCGGCACUGAUGACUUCAAUUAUGAUGCCGCUUGGUACGGUAACAUCCAGUACCUGCUUAAUAUCUCUGCCGUCGGAGCCUUCACUUGCCUUCUAAUUUUCGUCUUCGUGAAGCUUCGAAGCGAUCACCGUCGCAUGCCCGGUCCCACCGCCAUCGCCUCUAAGCUUCUCGCCGCCUGGCAUGCCACUGGCCGUGAAAUCGCCCGCCACUGCGGUGCUGACGCCGCCCAAUUUCUCCUUAUUGAAGGCGGCAGCUCGGCGCUGCUAUUAUUCCUUGCCUUCCUUGCCCUUGCUGUAAUGCUGCCGUUGAAUAUUCAUGCUGGAAAGGCUCCUAUGGCUGAUCAGUUUUCAAAGACUACAAUAAAUCAUAUAGAAAAAGGUUCUCCUUUACUCUGGAUUCACUUUAUCUUUGUUGUUAUUGUUGUUGUUUUGGUACAUUAUGGUAUUAGUGAAAUACAAGAAAGGUUGAAAAUUACUAGGCUUAGAGAUGGCUAUGGAAAUCCAAGUGGGCCUGUUACAAAUAGUAGUACAAUUUUUACAAUUAUGGUGCAGGGAGUACCUAAAACCUUAGGUUUUGAUAAGACACCAUUGGUGGAUUAUUUUCAGCAUAAGUAUCCGGGCAAGGUGUAUAGAGUAGUUGUGCCCAUGGAUUUGUGUGCGUUAGAUGAUUUAGCGACAGAGUUGGUGAAGGUUCGGGAAGAUAUCUCCAAAUUAGUGUCAAGGAUUGAGUCACGGGGUUAUUUGAAUGAGGAGGAAGAGGAUGAUAAUGAUAGUGUGAAUGGAUGGGGUUUGUUUGAGCGACUGCGCUUUCUGUGGAGAAAGGCCAAGGAUAUUUGGUAUCGUGUUGUUGAUCAAUUGGGUUUCUCAGAUGAAGAGAGGUUGAGAAAAUUGCAAGAGCUGAGAGCUGAUUUGGAGAUGGAAAUGGCAUCUUAUAAAGAAGGGCGGGCAAGAGGUGCUGGUGUAGCUUUUGUUGUGUUUAAGGAUGUCUUUACAGCUAAUAAGGCUGUCCAGGAUCUCCGAAAUGAGAAGAGGAGGCGAUAUGGUCGGUUCUUUUCAGUCGUGGAGUUGCAACUACAGAGGAACCAGUGGAAAGUAGAAAGAGCUCCUUUAGCUACUGACAUAUAUUGGAACCACCUGGGAUCGACAAAGUUCUCUUUAAGGUUACGCAGAGUGCUGGUGAACACAUGCCUACUGUUGAUGCUGUUGUUCUGCAGCUCUCCACUCGCUGUGAUUAGUGCCAUCCAAAGUGCAGGGCGAAUAAUCAAUGCUGAAGCAAUGGAUCAUGCUCAAAUGUGGCUGAACUGGGUGCAGGGCUCGAGCUGGCUGGCAACAAUAAUAUUUCAAUUUUUGCCCAAUGUUCUUAUUUUUGUGAGCAUGUAUAUUGUUAUCCCUUCAGUUCUUUCUUAUCUUUCAAAAUUUGAACGACAUCUUACUGUAUCUGGUGAGCAAAGGGCUGCACUACUGAAAAUGGUUUGCUUCUUUCUAGUAAAUCUCAUUCUCCUU
This is a messenger RNA of Nicotiana tabacum (common tobacco), 1699 nucleotides long. Its product is annotated as hyperosmolality-gated Ca2+ permeable channel 4.1-like. Gene Ontology annotation, molecular function: calcium-activated cation channel activity. Gene Ontology annotation, cellular component: plasma membrane. The record is from RefSeq and is a predicted model, not a curated record. Lineage: Eukaryota; Viridiplantae; Streptophyta; Magnoliopsida; Solanales; Solanaceae.